AUGGCUCUAAAUGCUACGGAAUGCUACGAGAUAGACAACACAUUUUCAUACUACGCUCAGGAAUGUCGUGAUGGCUUUGACUUUACGCUCUUAUUCGAGCAGACUGUAUUGACGGCAUUGCCAUUGGGACUUUUGGUCCUGGUUGCUCCGGCUAGGAUUUGGUAUCUUUCCAAAAGAUCCAAAAAGACAACUACAAGCUUACUACUACCACUUAAAGUUGCAUUAUAUGCCGGACUUGCAGCUUCGCAGCUUGCUGUAUUGACUUUGUGGACUCUUCCCUCCGCCAAAAGAACAAAUGCUUCGAUCCCGGUCCAAGCAGUCUCGUUGGCUGCAACCGCCAUCUUCUGUCUACUAUCUUAUUUUGAGCACACUCGCACCAUUCAUCCGUCGUCUCUACUCGACGUUUUCUUCUUUUUGACGUUGUUAUUUGACAUUGCACAAUGUCGAACACUAUGGUUACGGGGUUCUGGAUUUUAUGGGAAUACUAUUGCCAUUCUGUUUAGUGUUUCGGUAGCUAUGAAGAUGUUUCUGUUGAUAUUGGAGGCACUAGAGAAACGGCGGGUCUUACGCGCAGAAUACAAAGCUAGCCCACCGGAAGCCACGGCAAGUAUUUUCAACAGAAGCUUCUUCUGGUGGCUAAAUCCUUUGUUCAUGAGGGGAUUCACGUCUCUGCUUCGUAUGGAUGAUUUGUUCGAGGUCGACAAACAGAUGCGUUCAGAGUACGUACAUGAGCGGAUGGAGCAGGCAUAUAACAAAGUCACCAAAAAGUCACCAAACACGUUACUCAUGGUGUCACUGAAGACCUUGAUAUGGCCAGUUCUGGCGGUCAUUCCUCCUCGAGCAUGCCUGGUUGCGCUCAACUUUACUCAGCCGCUGCUCAUCAACCGUUCUGUCUUAUUAUCUGUAGAUAGCGUGACACCGUGGACGACACAUGUUGGCUAUGGCCUGAUCGGCGCAUACAUCCUGGUAUACGUCGGAUCCGCUAUCGCCAUGGGUAUGUAUCAGCAUCUGGCUUAUCGCUCUAUCACCAUGGUUCGAGGCGGUUUAAUAUCGAUGCUCACUCGCAAAACCACGUAUCUCAGUGUGCGAGAUGUGGAUCCCGCUGCAUCCUUGACUCUGAUGAGUGCCGAUGUUGAGCGAAUCGUCCAAGGAUGGCAGACAAUGCAUGAAAUGUGGGCCAAUUUGGCUGAGAUCGCUGUCGCUAUUGUCCUACUAGAAGGACAGCUUGGUAUAUCAUGUCUUGUUCCCGUUGGUGUCUCAAUCUUCUCCCUGGUUGCUUCCAUUCUAGCAUUGAAUUUUGUGAUAUCGCGUCAGGCACGUUGGCUAGAAGCGAUUGAAAGACGUAUUUCCGCCACGACGGCAAUGCUUGGCUCCAUGAAAGGGAUCAAGAUGACCGGAUUGAAAAACGUCCUGUUUAAGAGUAUCCAUACGUUGCGUAUUGAUGAGCUGAAUAUCUCAAAAGGCUUCAGACGUUUGUUGAUCUGGAACAUGGGAAUAGCCUACAUAUCUCAGAUCUUUGCUCCCAUUAUCACGUUUGCUGUUUUUGUUACCGUUUCGCAUAAUCAUGGCGACGAUGUAGCACUCAACACAGCUAGAGUUUACACGGCGUUGUCAAUUUUUGCCUUAAUGACUGACCCAAUCACCACUUUGGUCAUGUCAUUGUCUGCUUUUGUCGGAUCAGUUGGAUCUUUCCAACGUAUUCAGGAAUUUUUGGAAAAGGAUGUCCUCGUUGACAAGCGUGAGACUUCUUCAGGGCACAGUUCAUCAGACGAAUUCAUCAAAAGUAGCACGCCUAAUAACUCGGAAAAAUCCAGUAUCACGACCAAUGAGGCCGAUCUGACAAGGAGCAAAACCCCUCGAUCACAAUCUCCCACCGCAAGGGAUUUGAUCGUGGUCCAAAACUCGGACUUUGGCUGGGAUCCAGAGAAAGACCCCAUACUCAAGUCAAUCACAAUGUUCGUACCCGAAAGUAAGAUCUCAAUAAUUGUCGGACCAGUUGGCUGUGGAAAAUCUACCCUGCUGAAGGCUAUUCUGGGGGAAAUUCCACCCAUGAAUGGUUCCGUAUACGUGGCCACUGAUCAGGUAGCUUAUUGCGAACAGACGGCAUGGCAUGUCAAUGAGACAAUUAGGAACAGUGUAAUCGCAGCGAGUGAAUUUGAUGAGCGGUGGUAUAGCACUGUGCUGCAAGCUUGCGCUUUGCAUGAAGAUUUACGACAGUUGCCUCAGGGUGACCAGACAAUGAUUGGUAGCAAAGGCAUUGCUCUAAGUGGAGGCCAAGCUCAACGUAUAGCACUGGCAAGGGCUGUAUAUGCGAAGAAAAAGCUUGUCAUUCUCGAUGAUCCAAUCAGCGGACUUGAUACCGCGACUGAAAAUCACAUCUGGCAUAGCCUAAUGGGCAAGUCUGGUAUUUGGAGGGAGAUGCAGGUAACCGUGUUGAUGACUUCUUCAUCAGUUAAACGUCUUCCAUACUCGGAUUAUGUCUUUGUGAUUGACGAAAAAGGUACCAUCUCUGAACAAGGUCAUUUCGAUACCCUGGCAGCUACUGGUGGCUACGUGUCAAGCUUCCAUCUAGGGGAACCUGAUUGGAACUUUACCCCGGAUGAGCGCAGUUACCACGUACCGAGCGUUGAUCAUAAGGAGAAAGUUAUUCAGACGAAUGACGAUCUAGAAGUAGAGGCCAAUCGGGCGACGGGCGACUUUACCAUUUACAGAUACUACUUUGACUCAGUGGGCUGGAUUGGGAUUAUUGUUUUCCUUGUGUGUAUUUCGGGAUUUGUUUUUUGCAUUUCUUUUCCAAGUAUCUGGGUCAAAUGGUGGGCUGCUUCCAACGUACAAUAUCCAUAUGAGAAGUCUGGAUACUAUAUGGGGAUAUAUGCAAUGCUUGGUGUACUUGCUUUGAUUACGCUAUGCAUUAGUUGCUGGCAACUCAUUAUUACCAUGGUACCCAAAUCUGGAGAGAGAUUUCACUCGACAUUGCUCAGUACUGUUCUGAGUGCGAAAACAUCUUUCUUUGCUUCCACGGAUACCGGGGUCACAUUGAACAGAUUCAGUCAGGAUUUACAGCUAAUCGACAUGGAACUACCAGUUGCUGCACUGAACACUUUUGCCACACUCGUUUUGUGUAUUGCGCAAACAACAUUGAUUGGAGUGGCUUCUCCAUAUACAGCCAUCUCAUUCCCAAUUGUUUUGAUUGCUCUCUAUUUCAUUCAAAAGUACUAUCUCCGGACUUCGCGGCAGCUACGAUUCAUGGACCUUGAAGCCAAGGCUCCACUUUACUCCCAAUUCACCGAAUGCCUCAGUGGUCUCGUAACCAUUCGAGCAUUCGGCUGGCAAAAAGCAAUGGAGGACAAGAGCCGAGAGCUACUCGAACGGUCUCAACGUCCUUUCUAUCUCCUAUUUGCUGUACAAAGAUGGCUCACGCUUGUUUUGGAUUUGGUUGUCGCUGGUAUCGCCACAGUACUGAUCAUCCUUGUGGUUGAAAUGCGUGGCUCCAUUAGCGCAGGCUAUGUGGGUGUUGCGUUAUUCAAUAUCAUCCAGUUCAGUCAAAGUAUUAAGCUUCUGAUUACAUUCUGGACGAAUUUGGAGACUCAUAUCGGCUCUAUUGCACGUGUCAAGAUCUUCAAUGAAACGGUCAAGUCUGAGGAUUUAGAGACUGAGAGUCGGCCGGUGCCAGCCGCUUGGCCCGCUCAGGGGGCUAUUGAGUUUAAAGGGGUUUCUGCUAGUUAUAGACCUGAGGAACCUAUCUUGAAAAAUAUUGAUCUGUCAAUCCGAAGCGGCGAGAAGAUCGGCAUCUGUGGCCGGACUGGAAGUGGCAAGAGUUCUUUGGUGCUGGCCAUCUUCCGUAUGGUAGAACUAUCCGGAGGAAGCAUCAGCAUCGAUGGUAUUGAUCUCUCAACUAUCCCUCGUCAAGAGAUCAGGGCAAGAAUUACCGGCGUCGCUCAAGAUCCGUUUCUGAUCAAGGGCAGUGUCCGACUAAAUGCCGACCCCAAUGGCACCGCAACCGAUGACCAAAUUACAGACGCGCUCCGAAGCGUUCACUUACUUUCGAUCGUCCAAGAAAAGGGCGGCUUGGACAUGGAUAUCGAAGAACUCCAUCUCUCACAGGGGCAAAAGCAAUUGUUCUGUCUCGCUCGAGCCAUGCUGCGCCAUAGCAGUAUCUUGAUCCUCGACGAGGCUACGAGCAAUGUCGACUCCAAAACCGACGAAAUCAUGCAACGCGUCAUCCGCGAAAAAUUCAGCAACCACACCAUCCUUGCCGUAGCGCACAAACUCGACACAAUCCUCGACUUCGAUAAAGUCGCCAUGCUCGAAGCGGGAGAAUUGAUCGAAUUUGACGAUCCGUAUACAUUGCUGUCGACGGACUCGGCGUUUAACAGAUUGUAUACGUAUAGUAUGGCGGAUGAAGACGAGAAGGAUGGCGGGAUAAAUGAAAUCGAGGUUAUUGUCAGAGAUAUUUCGUCGCGGACGACUGCCACGACGUCGACGGCGACGCAGUCAAAUCGGGCGUCGAGUGAAAAUGGGCGAGGACAGAGUCAUUAUACAUAUCCUUAA
Messenger RNA from Talaromyces amestolkiae, 4551 nucleotides. RefSeq lists its product as uncharacterized. Gene Ontology annotation, cellular component: membrane. Gene Ontology annotation, biological process: transmembrane transport. The transcript is spliced from 15 exons. Gene Ontology annotation, molecular function: ATP hydrolysis activity; ABC-type transporter activity; ATP binding. Lineage: Eukaryota; Fungi; Ascomycota; Eurotiomycetes; Eurotiales; Trichocomaceae. The record is from RefSeq and is a predicted model, not a curated record. The coding region runs from base 1 to 4551 and encodes 1516 amino acids.